Molecule: messenger RNA, 495 nt
Organism: Laccaria bicolor S238N-H82
Lineage: Eukaryota; Fungi; Basidiomycota; Agaricomycetes; Agaricales; Hydnangiaceae
Exons: 3
Coding region: 1-495 (164 amino acids)
Source: RefSeq, a predicted model, not a curated record
AUGUGGACAGCAGAUUGGUGGUGGGACACCCAGAAGAAAUUACCUAUCGGAUUGACCAUUGCAGCCAUCAUUCUCUCAACUGACAAGACACACUUGUCCACUUUCCGAGGUGACAAAAAGGCAUGGCCGGUAUACCUGACCAUUGGUAAUAUUGAUAAGGACAAGCGCCAUAAGCCUACAGCCCAUGCGACUGUCCUGAUUGGGUAUCUGCCUGUUGCCAAGUUAGACAACUACACAGAGAUCCUGGCACCAAUCGUCGAAGCUGGGAAAGAUGGCGUGGAUGUCGUGUGUGCAGACAGCUUCAUCCGACGUGUCUUCCCUCUCCUCGCUGCAUAUGUUGCUGAUUUCCCAGAGCAAUGUCUGGUGGCAUGCUGUAAAGAGAGCUACUGCCCGAAAUGUCUAGUGACACCUGAAAAGAGAGGGUUGUUUGUCAAGUCGUUGUUACAUGAUGAGGAACACACCAAGGUUAUACUUGAACACAAGGUGUCUGGGUGA